Messenger RNA from Poecilia latipinna (sailfin molly), 1017 nucleotides. RefSeq names its product lysyl oxidase homolog 2B-like. The transcript has 3 exons. NCBI's taxonomy places the organism in Eukaryota, Metazoa, Chordata, Actinopteri, Cyprinodontiformes, Poeciliidae. Gene Ontology annotation, molecular function: protein-lysine 6-oxidase activity. Gene Ontology annotation, biological process: collagen fibril organization; peptidyl-lysine oxidation. The coding region runs from base 322 to 1017 and encodes 231 amino acids. Gene Ontology annotation, cellular component: membrane. The record is from RefSeq and is a predicted model, not a curated record.
AAUUGACUUUGUUGUUUGCUAUUGACAAUAAUGUUGCUGUAACGUUUUUAUAGUGUCUGUCAAAUUUUCUACAGUUACUGGAGGCAGCAUGCUGCGCAGUUGAAUCCAGAACUGUUCUGUAACGCUGCAGCUGGGAGAGAGCCUAUUAUCGGACAGGGUCAGUGGGCGGGGCCUCAGUGGCUGGGGCCACUCCCUCUGUCGGCCCUGAUUUGCAUAAAGAGCAGUGAAAGUUCGGAGCGAGGCAGAAGGAGGAGCAGCUGACUUCAGGAUCCAGAGACGGAGCUUCAUCUCGCCAGAGGGGGAAAUUACAUUCCUAUCAAAAUGUUGGCCAAACAAAAGCUAUCCUACUGCAUUGGCAUAUUCUUGGUGGUGUUGAGGCUGGCCCACGCCCAAUACGAAUACCUCGGAUACCCACCGGGCUACCCAGACCCUGAACAGGAACAGUACACCCCUCCGGUCCUGGCUGCAGAUACCCCCAGGAUUCAGCUCCGACUAGCAGGACAAAAGAGGAAGCACAACGAGGGUCGAGUUGAGGUUUACUACAACGGUACAUGGGGUACUGUCUGCGACGAUGACUUCACCAUCCAUGGUGCCCAGGUGGUGUGCAAGGAACUGGGCUAUCAGGAAGCAGUCUCAUGGGUCCCAUCUUCUAAAUAUGGGAAAGGAGAAGGACCCAUCUGGUUUGACAAUCUCCAGUGCACUGGAAAAGAGAGGACGCUGGCUCUGUGUCCAUCCAACGGUAUUGGUGUUUCUGACUGCAAACACACCGAAGAUGUAGGCGUGGUGUGCAGCGACCGCAGGAUCCCUGGAUUUAAAUUUGUCAACACAUUGCCCAAUCAUGUGGAGGUAAUCUUCUCCAAAAGCUGCAUGCGUUUUUUAUAUUUCCUUAUUAUUAUUGUCCUUGUGGACUGUGGGCCUCGGAGAUACCAGCCGGUGCUUGUGGUUUGUUCUGAUGUAACUUCUCUCCAACAGAUUAAAAAUUUAAUGUUUUUCUUGUUAUUUGAGCUUGUUAUUUAA